CCUUUUACCCAUGGCAUGAAUGCUUUAUACGCUUCCGAGCCAUUGAUGUCCUAAGAGAACACUCAUUGGAAUGAACGGGGCUCCCUGCUAUACGCUGUAUUCAGUUCUCUUAACUAUCUAUGCUUAAUACAUCCAUGCCUUUUAGCUACAAAUUCUUAAUACAGCCAUUCUUUUACAUCACAGUAACUAGCGGUAGCUGUGAAGUGGUGUCCUUUAUGCAGUUCUCUCUGCAGAGGAACUAAGAUUAACGGGUGUCUUAAAGUGCUCUAAAUAUGGCGACAAGUCGAACAAAUAGCGAAGCUGUUGUGAAGGUGGAUCUCGAGGCGGCUAUUCGACGAUCAUCACGAAUCGUCCUGACACCUACACGCUUCCAGUGCUCACCUGAAAUAGCUACUGCCAUCAAUAAAAAGUUUAAUGGCGGCAGGUCACAGGCUGCUGUAGAAAAAGGGAUGCCAGUUCGCAAAUCCCUUCGUAUCCAAAGCCUGACACUUCCUCCUAAACCCAGAGAGACGCAGGUCUGCGGACAGCCACACAAGAAGCCUCCUGGCCCUCUGCUCAUGGAGCCAGUCAACAUGAAGGAGGCCAAGCUACCUUCACAACUUCUCGAGCUCUUCUCCGAGGUCUCAACAGAAGAUCGAAAGAUGGAGCUUAAUCUGAAAGAGUACCACUCAGCACUUAAGAACAUGAAGAUAACUGAGGAGUGGCCAAAAGUGGUGUUGAAGAAACACAUUGUCUCUGCUGCCUUCCACCCAUGCACCAGCAGCCUGUUAAUGGCCACAGGAAACCUAUUGGGGAAUGUUGGACUCUGGAAGUUGGGUAGUGUUUGCUGCAUGGAUGUAGAAAAGGCGGUCUUUGAUGAUUACUCGCAACCUGUCUUAUCACUCUUCAUUUUCAGGAAAAAAAUGCGAACGGUCAGCUGCAAGAUCACACUAUCAGUCGUGUGGGACCCCAAACAGGAAGACUGUUUAGUGAUGGGGAGCAAGUCAAAGACUCACAGUAUGAUGGGGUUUCAUGAAAGUGGCCGACCCCAGCACUCCUUCAUAGAUUAUGAUAACGUUACCUCAGAGCUGUCCGUGACUGCUUUUCACCCCGCAAGGAAUGCUUUGCUGGGCGGCAGUGUGUCAGCACAACCGCAUGUCUUUUCACACUGAGAUGAAGACUAAUGUGACCAAGAUCCCUGGUUGCCUUCAGUUGGGUAGGACAGACAAGUAAGGAAAUAGUUUUGCUACGAUCAAAGUUUACAACUCGUACAGUGUAGAUGGCCAGUUGGAAAUUAUUGUAAAUGCACUGUAGGCAGCAGAUGAAUCACCUGACUUUAUCUCUGCUGCUUGCUUUUCUGUCCUCAGAUUUGCAAUUAUUGACUCAAAAUGUGUUAAGUUAUACAUUUCUAAAAUACAUUCCCUGUUGUAAAAUUGAUUGUUUAAUGCAUGUUUUUUUUUAGUAGCUGCUGAAGCAAAUUUUUUUUAAAAGAUUUUUAUAGCUAACUUUUUGAGUGUGCAUGCUAUUAUUCUUGAUAGUAUCAUUGUCACCUUUAGAUGGCAGCAUUGUGACAAAAAAUAGUUUCUGCUGUGACUUUAUUUUCAAGCAAGGACAUGCU
Molecule: messenger RNA, 1597 nt
Organism: Etheostoma spectabile (orangethroat darter)
Lineage: Eukaryota; Metazoa; Chordata; Actinopteri; Perciformes; Percidae
Gene: wdr76
Product: WD repeat domain 76
Biological process (GO): regulation of DNA damage checkpoint
Cellular component (GO): nucleus
Molecular function (GO): DNA binding; protein binding
Source: RefSeq, a predicted model, not a curated record